AUGAGUGGAAAUUUCCUGACGAUACCCAGCGAUGAUUCAAUACAGCGCCGGUCUAGGAGUUCAUCACUGACAGAUCUGAUUUCCGCAUUUGACACAAAAGCUCAAGCGCACAGUGAUUUACAGAAAAUUACAGCAUUCAGUGGGCAUUUCGACAAAAACGCCAAACCCACUUUCUCAAAGGACGAAUAUGGCAAACCAAUACCUGGAUCAAAAACAGAAUACAGAGGAGCAGAAGCCCAGGCCAGGGUGUGUACUGAGAUGAAAGAACUUUGUGAAAUAAUCAAUGAAUACGGAAAACCGCCUUGUAAAAGCCUCUUACCUCCUGAUCUACAGUGUGCGACAAAAGUAAUUUCAUUUGGAGAACUAUUUACGAUAUACACUGUCAUCUCAGAUAAGCUAGUCGGCAUCUUACUAAGAACGCGAAAAUACGGACUAACUUACUUUGAAGGCGAAGUUUUAUUCCAAAAACGUGAUGAUGACGUCCCUGUUUUUCUCAUGCAGUCCAUGCAGGACAUCCGGACGUAUUGCGAUAACAAGGCUCUACAAGCAAGACGCUCCGUUUCGCCUAUGCCGCACUAA
Messenger RNA from Leptosia nina, 579 nucleotides. Lineage: Eukaryota; Metazoa; Arthropoda; Insecta; Lepidoptera; Pieridae. The record is from the annotation of a GenBank genome assembly.